AAGCAAAGGAUUAGGUAUUCCUCACAAAUAUUUUAUUAUUGUUGUCCCUUGGUGGAGGUUUUGAGGAAGUUAAGAAAGGGAAAAAAAAAGAAAAAGGAGAGAGAGAGAGAGAGUGAGAGAUGAAAAAGGAAAGUUGGGUGUUUUUAUCAGGUUUGUGACCCCUUUUCCCUUCCAUUAAUGAUAAUAACCCAAAUAAAGGAGAGACUCUCAGAAUCAAAUCAAUCCACCAUCUCUACUUCUAAACACCUACCUGCCCUACCCCUCCUUCAUCCCAAACCCCCCUCUCUCUCUGAAUUUGUUGCUUCCUAUAUUUGGCCUUCUUGUUCCCCUCUGCAACCAUAAGCUUUUUCUGGGUUCUUGCCUAUUUGAUUUCAUAGGGGAGUAAGUACUAUUUGGAGAAGAUGGUGAGAGGGAAGACCCAGCUGAGGCGUAUAGAGAACGCCACAAGCAGGCAAGUGACCUUCUCCAAGAGGAGGAAUGGGCUUCUCAAGAAGGCCUUCGAGCUAUCGGUCCUCUGCGAUGCCGAGGUCGCGCUCAUCGUCUUCUCUCCCCGAGGGAAGCUCUACGAAUUCGCUAGCUCAAGCAUGCAGGAGACGGUACAGCGUUACCAGAGGCGAAUAAAAGAAGUUCAAAUUGACAAAACCUUGGUGGAACAAAACAUGCAGCACUUGAAGCAUGAAGCAGCAGACAUGUCGAAGAAGAUAGAACAUCUUGAAAAUGCAAAGCGCAAACUCUUAGGAGAAGGUUUGGGGUCAUGCACCUUUGACGAACUUAUACAAAUUGAGCAACAGUUAGAGAAGAGCGCGAGCACCAUCCGGGCAAGAAAGAUGCAAGUUUUCAGGGAACAGAUUGAGAAACUUAAGGAAAAGGAGAGAGCCCUAGCUGCAGAAAAUGCAAUGCUAUAUGAGAAGCAUGGCCUGCAUCCACAACAAGAAUCAAAUGAGGAAGGAGAGAAUGAUCAGCAAUCCACAGAAAGUAACGAGAAUUCGGAUGUCGAAACUGAAUUAUUCAUCGGACCCCCCGAGGGGAGAACCAAGCGAGUUCCACCCAAGUGACUGGGCAGCUGGAAAUCCAGCCAAGCCUUGCGAAUUUGCGAAAACAUAUAUUUAUGCGUAUCUAUGAAGAAGACGGUAGUCAUUGUCAAUUGUCGAAUAGUUGCUUCAACUAAAAAAUAUUUUGCCCCUGCGCAAGCAAUAAUACUUUGUCAAGUGUAACAUUUUCCUCUACCGAUCGCUCCGGUAAAUGGGAAUUUUGUGCACUGCGUACGUACGACCUUUUUCUCGUUAACUUUGUUGUUGUAACUAUGCCAUUUGAUCUGGCCCAAGAUCGAAGAAUGCUUCUGCAACUUAUGUAUAUUGAGGAGCUAGCACUGCACUUAAUUGAACAGUCUAAUGUGCUUUUCUAAAAUAAUCUUAACGAUGAUAGCGUAAAUCGAUGAUUGGCUUAGCUUGAGUUAA
Rhododendron vialii is the source of this 1457-nucleotide messenger RNA. RefSeq names its product MADS-box protein SOC1. The record is from RefSeq and is a predicted model, not a curated record. The transcript has 8 exons. Gene Ontology annotation, cellular component: nucleus. NCBI's taxonomy places the organism in Eukaryota, Viridiplantae, Streptophyta, Magnoliopsida, Ericales, Ericaceae. Bases 402 to 1055 code for a protein of 217 amino acids. Gene Ontology annotation, molecular function: DNA-binding transcription factor activity, RNA polymerase II-specific; RNA polymerase II cis-regulatory region sequence-specific DNA binding; protein dimerization activity. Gene Ontology annotation, biological process: positive regulation of transcription by RNA polymerase II.